Molecule: messenger RNA, 3920 nt
Organism: Gossypium raimondii (Peruvian cotton)
Lineage: Eukaryota; Viridiplantae; Streptophyta; Magnoliopsida; Malvales; Malvaceae
Product: kinesin-like protein KIN-7D, mitochondrial
Exons: 25
Coding region: 269-3544 (1091 amino acids)
Biological process (GO): microtubule-based movement
Molecular function (GO): ATP binding; microtubule motor activity; microtubule binding
Source: RefSeq, a predicted model, not a curated record
AAAAAUAUUUUCGUCUCUCUGCAACUCAUUUUUUGUCAUAAAGUCACUAGAAGAAACCAUCUCCCGUUUUCUUGCUUUCUAUUAUCUUUGCAAGCAAUAAAGCGUUAAAUAAAUUUUCUCUUUAAAGAAAAAAAGAGAAAAGGAAAUGCUAUUCGCUUUUGUGUGUCAAGACAUGUGAACUUACUGACACAGUCGCUUCUUGUUCUUCGUUCUUCAUAUUCUCACGCAUUCUCUUUACCGAGUUACCGACUCAGUGAGUGCUUCUUAAAUGGCAUCUUCUUCUCGAGCAAGGAGCAGUUCGCCGUUUUCGCAUCGGAAAACUCCCAGUCCGUUCUCUUCAACUUCUUCAACUUCUUCGUUUAUGAGCAACAAAUUAAUGCCUCGUACGUGCUCUUCGUCGGCGUCUUCCUUUUUCAAUUCGGGAGGUGGAUACGGUACUCGAUCCAUGACGCCGAGUCGGUCCAGGUAUGAUUCGACGUACCAGGGUUCACGUGGUUACAAUGCUCACUCACCGGUGGCUUACGCGCCGGAGGAGAUAGUUGGCGAGCCGAUGGAAGCGUCGAGAUCGGGAGAUAGUAUUUCAGUUACGAUUCGGUUUCGGCCAUUGAAUGAAAGGGAAUUUCAGAGAGGGGACGAGAUCGCGUGGUAUGCGGACGGGGAUAAGAUUGUGAGAAAUGAGUAUAAUCCAGCUACAGCUUACGCAUUUGACAGAGUAUUUGGACCUCAUGCAACUUCUCAAGAGGUUUAUGAAAUAGCUGCUAAACCAGUAGUGAAGGCUGCAAUGGAAGGUGUUAAUGGAACUGUUUUUGCUUAUGGUGUUACAAGUAGUGGGAAGACGCACACCAUGCAUGGAGACCAUAAUGCUCCUGGCAUUAUACCAUUGGCAAUAAAGGAUGUGUUCAGCAUUAUCCAAGAUACUCCAGGGCGAGAAUUCUUGCUACGUGUGUCAUAUCUUGAAAUCUACAACGAGGUGAUAAAUGACUUACUUGAUCCAACUGGUCAAAAUUUGCGUGUUAGAGAAGAUGCCCAGGGAACAUACGUUGAGGGCAUAAAAGAAGAAGUGGUUUUGUCUCCUGGGCAUGCCCUUUCUUUUAUUGCAGCAGGGGAAGAGCAUCGUCAUGUUGGUUCAAAUAACUUCAAUCUGUUCAGUAGCCGAAGUCACACCAUAUUCACAUUGAUGAUUGAGAGUAGUGCUCACGGUGAUGAAUAUGAUGGAGUGGUCUUCUCUCAGCUUAACUUGAUUGAUUUAGCCGGAUCUGAGAGUUCAAAAACUGAGACAACUGGGUUAAGGAGAAAGGAAGGAUCUUACAUAAACAAAAGUCUUCUGACUCUUGGAACUGUAAUUGGAAAGUUAAGUGAAGGAAAAGCAUCCCAUGUUCCUUAUCGAGACUCCAAGCUUACCCGCCUUUUGCAAUCUUCACUUAGUGGGCAUGGACAUGUUUCGCUUAUUUGCACAGUUACACCUGCUUCUAGUAAUAUGGAAGAAACUCAUAAUACCCUGAAGUUUGCUAGCAGGGCAAAGCAUGUCGAAAUCUACGCUUCUCGUAAUAAGAUUAUUGAUGAAAAAUCAUUGAUUAAGAAGUAUCAAAAGGAAAUUUCAGUCCUCAAACAGGAACUUGAUCAGCUAAGGCAGGGAAUGGUUGUUGGAGUUAAUCAUGAAGAACUUAUGAUCCUAAGGCAACAGUUGGAAGAAGGUCAGGUGAAAAUGCAGUCAAGACUAGAGGAAGAAGAGGAAGCCAAAGCUGCUUUGAUGAGCAGAAUUCAAAGGCUUACCAAGCUUAUACUUGUUUCUUCCAAAAAUACAAUUCCUGGAUGUUUGAGUGAUUUACCAACACAACGGAGUCUUUCUGUUUGUGAGGAUGAUAAACUGGAUGUACAGGAUGAUGGUACCAUACUCAUAGAUAGUGAGAAUAAAAAGGGUUCUCCAUCUUCUCUUGAGGCACUUGCUUCUGAUCCAUCUUAUGAGUUUAAACACCGAAGAUCCUCCAGCAGGAGGAAUAAUGAGCUCUCACCAACUAGCAGUUCUAUCACUGAGGCAACUCAAUCGGGUGAUCUUAUUAGUGGGACUAAACUGCUGGCAGGUGGGAUGACAUCAGAUCAGAUGGACCUUCUUGUUGAGCAAGUUAAGAUGCUUGCUGGAGAGAUUGCAUUUAGCACCAGUACCCUGAAACGCCUGGUGGACCAGUCUGUAAAUGAUCCUGAUAGCUCAAAAACUCAGAUUCAGAAUUUGGAAAGAGAGAUUCAGGAGAAGAGAAGGCAAAUGAGGGUGUUAGAGCAGCGUAUAAUUGAGAGUGGUGAAGCUUCAAUCGCUAAUGCUUCAUUUGUGGAUAUGCAGCAGACAGUUAUGAGAUUGAUGACACAAUGUAAUGAAAAGAGUUUUGAGCUGGAGAUAAAAUCAGCAGAUAAUCGUAUCCUCCAAGAACAAUUGCAGAACAAGUGUUCUGAGAAUGAGGAAUUGCAGAAUAAGGUGAAUCUCCUGGAGCAGCGGUUGGCAUCUUUGUCCGGCGACAAAUUAUCCUUGUCCUCUGAGCAAGGAAUAUCUGAAGAAUAUGCUGAUGAGUUAAGAAAAAAGGUUCAAUAUCAGGGGACUGAGAAUGAAAAACUAAAACUAGAACAGGUACAGCUUUCAGAGGAGAACAGUGGGUUGCGUGUCCAAAACCAAAAACUGGCUGAAGAAGCUUCAUAUGCGAAAGAAUUGGCGUCUGCUGCUGCUGUUGAGUUAAAGAAUUUGGCUAGUGAGGUGACAAAGCUCUCAGUACAGAAUGCAAAACUGGAGAAGGAAUUAUUGGCCGCUCGAGAGUCGGCAAACACUAGAGCUUCUUCUAAUCAGGCUGUCAAUGGUUUCAACCGCAAGUACAGUGACAGUGGGAGACCUGGGAGGAAGGGACGGCUCUCUGGCCGCCCUCAUGACCUAUCUGGAGCAGCUGGUGAUGAUUUUGAGUUUUGGAAUCUUGAUCUAGAUGAUCUAAAGAUGGAACUGCAGGCUAGGAAACAACGGGAGGAAGCUCUUGAAGCUGCACUAGCUGAGAGGGAAUUCAUAGAAGAUGAAUACAGGAAAAAGAUUGAAGAAGCAAAGAAGAAGGAGGAAUCUCUAGAGAACGACUUAGCAAACAUGUGGGUGCUUGUUGCUAAGUUGAAGAAAGAGGUAUCUGCUACACUUGAGAGUAAUACAGAUAAGCAAAAUAGUCAUGGAAUGGAUAAUGUUGAAGAUCCAAAAGCAAACAACACUGAGAGUAACAAUGUCCUGAAAGAGCGACAAGUUUCAGAAGUGUCAUCAAAACCAGCCAAUGAAAUACCCAAGGAAGAACCCCUGGUUGUUCGGCUAAAGGCUCGAAUGCAAGAGAUGAAGGAAAAAGAGCUCAAAUCCCUGGGAAAUGGAGAUGCCAAUUCCCAUAUGUGUAAAGUAUGCUUCGAGUCACCAACUGCAGCAAUUCUUCUCCCUUGCCGGCAUUUCUGUUUAUGUAAAUCUUGCUCGCUUGCUUGUUCCGAGUGUCCAAUAUGUCGCACAAAGAUAUCAGACAGGCUUUUUGCAUUCCCUUCUUGAUACACAACCUAUUUCUACCCUCCUAAUGAAGGGGUUCGUGACCACCUGUUUGAUAUUUUCAAUGUGAGAAGCGGGUGCAAUUCUUUCAUUAGUCUGUAUGUAAACAGUCUAAAAAGGUAUAUCCAUAUCAAUAGUUUGUUCCCUAGUCUCUACUCAUUAAAAGGCUGUAAAAAUAAGAACGAGAUUAAAGGUUAAAAAGAAAGGAAGAAAAAAAGAAAAGAAAAGUAAAUUCACUAUUAUAUCCAAAAGUUCAAAAACAAGAUGUUGCUCUGUUUUUCGAAGGGUAUCCGUCGUUUCGAACUUUCAACUUUCAAUUGUUUAAUCACCACUGAGCAUUGAGGAUUUAUAAAUAAAUAUUAAUAAUUUUAUUUGAAUA